Chlamydomonas reinhardtii is the source of this 2330-nucleotide messenger RNA. RefSeq lists its product as uncharacterized. NCBI's taxonomy places the organism in Eukaryota, Viridiplantae, Chlorophyta, Chlorophyceae, Chlamydomonadales, Chlamydomonadaceae. Gene Ontology annotation, biological process: ceramide biosynthetic process; sphingolipid catabolic process. Gene Ontology annotation, cellular component: cell periphery; membrane; endoplasmic reticulum. Gene Ontology annotation, molecular function: glycerophospholipase activity. The record is from RefSeq and is a predicted model, not a curated record. Bases 27 to 2045 code for a protein of 672 amino acids. The transcript has 2 exons.
CGUACGAUACGAUUUUGCAUGUCAUAAUGAGCAACUGGAAGCGGCUCACGCCCGAGCUGAUUUCCGAAAUCGCUGCUCGAACGCCGGAGAACGAUGUGUGCACAUCGCUCAAACUCGUGGACAGCGAGACCGCAGCAGUAUUACGGGAGAGAUAUAGAACCGUUACGCUGGGCCCGAAGCCAGAGGAUGACGACGUGGACAAGAGCAGUGCUCACAAGCCUUGGCCCGGACCCGCAUUCGUGGCACACUGGGGGCGCCCCGAGCCCUGGCGCGCGCUGACGCUCCGUCAGCGGCAGCGCCUGCUGUGCCUAGCCGCGAAUUCAGGCCACGUAGCCAGCCUGGACGCGGCCCUGGCCAACAGCGGCACCGCUUUGCUGUGGGAGGUGCUGGCGGCGGCCGCCGCGUCGGGCAGCGCGGCAGCAUGCGCGCGGCUGCUGCAUGGCGGCUGCUCCUUCGGCGUGCGCGCCCUCGUGUCAGCUGCGCGCUCAGGUGAUCUGCAAGUGCUGCAGCUGCUUCUGGAUCGCGCCUGCGCCGGAUCCAAUAGCCGGCAGGCGGCGCUGAUGGUUGCGGCCAGCGGCGCCGGCGCCGGCGGACACGACCACAUGUUCGAGUGGCUGCAGCGGGACCAAGGUUACAGCCCUGGGGUCAGGGACGUGGAGGAGGCGGCGCGGCACGGCCACGUGGAGCUGUUUGAGCGGCUGCUGCCGCCGCUGCUGGAGCGCCAUGCGCCGCCAGUGGAGGUACAGGAGGGCGGCGGCGAGGAUCCAGCAGCGGAGGCGCAGGUUCCGCCCUAUGAGAGGAGGCGCCGCGGCGUGCGGUGGCAGCUAUUGGCUGCCGUGGCGCGCGGCUGUCCACUGGAGGUGCUGCAGCGGCACUACGACGCGCUAUGGGGCUGGCAGCGGCGUAGGGCGGCGGCGCCGACGGCUGAGCUAGGCAACGAGUUCGAGGGGACCGACGUGGGACGCGACUUCGCGGCAUCGGCGUUGCUGUCGUCGGCUGUGGGCAGCUCCGUGGAUUGGGCCGCCAAGCUGGGCUUCCUGCUGUCGCGGUGGGGCGUGCGCGUGACGGGGCAGCUACUGCGUGAGGAGCGAGGCAACGGUUUGUCGCUGGAUGGCACGUCACAGCAGCCCGACUACCUGCACAGGCUGCGACAUAUGUAUGCGGCGGUGCCGGGCUGCGCAGCCGCCAUCAACCGGCAGGCGGCGCAGUGCGCGGCCGCCAGAGGCCGAGCCGACGCGCUGGUCUACCUACUGGACGAGUGCGGAUUGCGGCUGACCGCAGAUGACGAAGGCAUAGAGAGGGGCGUCGGGGACAUGUUUGGGGGAGACGCGGCGCUCUGCCACACGGCUGUUCUGCAGGCCCUGCAGGCGCGGGGGUGGGUGUUCACAGCGGCACACGCAGCACGGGCGGCGGUGCGGAGCUGGCGUGGCGACGCACUGCUGUGGCUGGCGGGGGAGGAGGGCGCUGUGCCCGGCGCGGGGGGCAGCGCGGCGCAGGAGCGGGUGUGGUGGUGUGCUGCGUUCACGGCUGCCGCGCAGCGUGGGGCUGGGGUUAGGCUUCUGGAGGCCCUGCGCGGUCGCGGCGCGCCCGUGGACCUGGCGGCGGUGGCUGUCGGCGGCAGCGAGGAGGGCUUGGAGUGGGCGGCUGCUCAGCUGCGGACGGAGAGGGACGAGCCGCUACAGCCGCUGUCGCCAGACCAGGCGAUGCAGGUGUUCAACGCCGGAAACACCGCGGCCUUGGGCUGGCUUCGCGCACGAGGCCUGCUGCCGCAGGAGGGAUGGCUGCCCUCGAUACAAGACGUGUGCUUGCGCCUUCGGGCAUAUACGUUCUGGAAGCUACAGCUGGUGCUGCAGCUAGGUAAUGCAGCGGCAGAUCAGGCUGUGGGGCAGCUGGGGGAUGCACAGGCUGCGGCGGCGGGGGUCGCCCUGCAGGAGGUGACGCAGGCAGCGCUGAAGGACAUUGACCGGACCGGCGGCGUGCUGGUGCUGUUUGACGCGCCGGCGGUGGAGCACCAAUACAGCUGGCUGGCGCGGCAGCUGCUGUAGGUGGCUUUGGAGCGAUGGAACCGCAGGCGUGUGCAGUGUUCGCAAUGAUGAAGGUCGGCGGCGUGUCGGGCGCUAAAGCAAAGCACAGUGGGCCGGGUCGACUUUGUGCAUGUGAAUGGCUGUGUCGUGUAUGGAUUGAGGCAGGCCAUGGCGGCGAUGGAGGCAGGCCAGGGCGCGUUGUGUAGUGUCAUUGAGUUGCCCAAUAAAAUGCCGUAGUCAGGAUGCUGUCCAACUCUAGGCGGUGGACGGACUCCGCGUCUGCAUGGGGUUCGUGCCAGAGUCUGA